This is a messenger RNA of Nicotiana attenuata, 5482 nucleotides long. Its product is annotated as protein GFS12. The transcript is spliced from 16 exons. The coding region runs from base 278 to 5296 and encodes 1672 amino acids. Gene Ontology annotation, molecular function: protein binding. NCBI's taxonomy places the organism in Eukaryota, Viridiplantae, Streptophyta, Magnoliopsida, Solanales, Solanaceae. The record is from RefSeq and is a predicted model, not a curated record.
AGUAAGUAACUUACAAUUUGUCCGGAAGUCGGAAGACUGGAAAGAAGCUGAUGAACAAGAUAACGACGUCGUAUGAUCAUCAACAUAGCUAGAGUCGAAAAUUUGUUUGGAAAAAAAGAAAAGAAGAAGAAAGUCGGAAUCUUGUUGUGUAGUAGUGAUCCCGUCUUUGUUCCACCUUUCCUCUUCAGUAAUUGCUGCCCAAAGCGCAUUUUAAAGACAACAAGCUAAGUUUCUGAUUUGAUGAAAAAUCAUCAAAAUCUGUAAUUGAAACUUGAAAAUGGAAAGGGAAAUGUGUUUUGAGUGUCUUCAACGCAGAAUUCAAUCAGAUUUCUCUGACCAAAUCAUCUUCUGUUAUGGUCUUUCUGAUUCUCCUCUUCCUUUUGGCUCUACUGCCGUUGUUCAGCCAUCAAGUUCAAAUGGAGAAGGGUUGCCACAGUUUCAGUUGACUUAUAUGCCCCUUCAUAAAGAUAGUUGCUUGGCCACUUACAUUGAUCAGUAUUAUUUAGAGGAUCUUGAAGCAAGAAUGAAUAGUGGCAGUGCGCAGGCAGUUCCGGUGGAGAUUGAUCAGGUUCAAGCUGAGGUCAGUGUUGGAUUCUCCAGUGAUAAAACUUCUUCGAUGGAAACUAGAUCAACUGAAUGUGAAGAUUUGCAGAAUGGUGGCAGAUAUACAUCCCUAUAUGGACUAGGUUGUCAAAAUUUGACCUGUAUUUUUUCUGGUAGGUUUUCUUGCUUUAGGACUCUGACUGCCCUGGUUCCAGUCGCUCGGAUUGGGAUUUCUUCAUCUGCAUUAGUUGAAUGUAUUAUUUCAGAAUUCUUGGCUGGAUCUCUUGAAGAUCAUAUUUUACAUUCUUUAACUCUCAUGAUAGAAGGUAAAAGAUCAGGACGAGAAAGUGUUAACUUUCUUAGUUUAGUGGGGAUUCCUUCAUUUGAGGAAGAACACUGCCCUGGCUGCAUAAGGCAUCCAAACAUUUCUCCGACUUUAGGAAUGCUAAAAAAUUCCGGUCAACUAAAUUUGUUGCUUCCAAAAAUGCCACAUACCUUGGAAAACAUACUUCACUUCAGCCCUGGUGUCUUAAAGUCUGACUGGCAUAUGCGGUAUUUAAUCUUUCAGCUGUUAUCAGGGUUGGCUUACAUGCAUGGUUUAGGUGUUUCCCAUGGUAAUGUCUGUCCAUCCAGUAUAUCAUUGGUUGAUUCGCUAUGGUGUUGGCUGCCCAUCUGUAAUAAGUUCCUCAAGAGUUCCGUUUCAAUUUCCAAAAUAGAGUGCAGUCCUGAUUCAGGAGUUAGUUGCUGUUUUGACGGGUGCUCUUUACAAGGGCUUUAUGCUGAUCUAAAGCUCUCCCAAUCUACAGAUUGGUUUUCUAGCUUUAAAUGUUGGUGGAAGGGUGAAAUGAGUAACUUUGAGUAUCUGUUAGUCUUAAACCGAUUAGCAGGGAGAAGGUGGGGUGACAAUACCUUUUAUACUGUAAUGCCAUGGGUUAUAGAUUUUAGCGUGAAACCUGAUGAGAACACUGAUACGGGAUGGAGAGAUCUAACUAAGAGUAAAUGGAGGCUGGCAAAAGGUGACGAGCAAUUGGACUUCACGUAUUCGACAUCUGAAAUUCCUCAUCAUGUAUCAGAUGAGUGCCUGUCUGAACUGGCCGUCUGCAGUUAUAAGGCAAGGAGGUUGCCCUUGAGUGUUUUGCGUACGGCUGUUCGUUCAGUUUAUGAACCAAAUGAAUAUCCUUCCACCAUGCAAAGACUAUAUCAAUGGACACCAGAUGAGUGUAUUCCAGAAUUUUAUUGUGAUCCGCAUAUAUUUUAUUCUAUACAUUCUGGGAUGUCUCAUUUGGCUGUGCCCUCAUGGGCGGGCACCCCCAAGGAAUUCAUCAAGUUGCAUAGAGACGCUCUAGAAAGCGAUCGGGUUUCACGCCAACUACAUAAUUGGAUUGACAUCACCUUCGGCUACAAAUUGUGUGGUGACGCUGCUGUUGCUGCCAAAAAUGUUAUGUUGCCCUCAUCUGCUCCUUCAAAACCGAAAUCAGUGGGACGUCGUCAACUUUUUACGAAACCACAUCUUCCUCGGCGGCUUGCUACCGUGAGAAUUUGUGACAGGUCCAAUGAAGCAGAAAUGGAUCAACUCCCAACAAGUGAUGUGACUGAGCAAGCUCUGGUUAUUGGAACUUCACUCUUGCAUGAAUUGGAAGAAGCAGCUGCAUUCUCUGAGCAUGCGCCUCAUUUGGCUCCUAUUUACAAUUUGCAUCCAGAUGAUCAUGAAGGGCUUGACUCCCCUGGGAAAGGGCUAUUAACUAAGAAAUUAAAGAAUACUACAUCCAGAAAAACUGGCUAUAGCAUCAUUACAGUCAAGCCAUCUGUUAUUGAUGUGAAUUACCUUCUGAAGAAUAUUGAAGUGGUCGAUGAUGUAUCUAUCGGAUAUCAAGCACUAUUGCUUUGGAAGCAAAAAUGUUCCCAUCCACACAUUUUGUCUGAAGAUGUUGCUAAUGAUAUCUUUGCAGUUGGCUGCAUCUUAGCAGAACUUCACUUGAGACGGCCACUUUUUGAUCCAACCUCUUUAGCUGUGUACUUAGAGUGCGGUGUCUUACCUGCAUUAGUACAAGAACUUCCCCCUGACACUCAAGUUGUUGUUGAAUCCUGCAUCCAAAAGGAUUGGAGGAGGAGGCCUUCUGCCAAAUGUCUUUUGGACUCUCCUUAUUUUCUAGCAACAGUCAAGUCAUCCUACUUGUUUCUUGCCCCCCUUCAGCUUAUAGCAAAAGAUGAAUCACGACUUCGUUAUGCUGCAGCUUUUGCCCGACAGGGAGCACUCAAAGCAAUGGGAACAUUUGCUGCCGAAAUGUGUGCUCCUAACUGUUUGAAACUAGUCUUGAAUCCUUUAUCGGAUUCUGAAGCUGAAUGGGGUUGCACAAUAAUAACAGAACUUUUAAGGUGUCUGACUCCAGAAGCAGUAAAGAAACUGGUCAUACCUGCUAUCCAGAAGAUUCUUCAGGGUACUGGUCCUACACAUUUGAAGGUUUCUCUUCUCCAAGGUUCCUUUGUGCUGGAUAUAUGGAACAAGAUUGGUAAACAAGCGUAUGUGGAGACAGUACAUCCAUUUGUUGUAUCAAACUUACUUGGUACUCCUUGCAAGAGCUCUUCUGUUGCUGCUUCUGUCCUGUUGAUUGGCUCUAGUGAGGAACUUGGCGUUCCUGUUACUGUUCAUCAGACGAUCUUACCUCUCCUUCACUGCUUUGGCAAGGGGCUCAGUGAUGAUGGAAUUGAUGUCUUAGUUAGAAUUGGUGGUCUUUUUGGAGAGAAUUUCAUAGUCAGACAGAUUCUACCAUUACUAAGAAUUGUCAUUCUUUCGUGCAUUGACAAUUCAUUUGCAAAUAAGCAUGAAGCUGCACAGAGUUGGAGUUCUUUGGUCCUAAUGGACUGUCUAAUGACUUUAGAUGGUCUCACUGCUUCCUUGACAAGGGAGAUGCUUGUUAAGGAGCUUGUUGAGGAUGGUAGAUUCUUAUAUCUUCAGGUUCUCAUGCAGACCAACUUGGGAAUUCAGGUGGUCGAGGGUGCUGCAAGAAAUCUGCUAGCUCUUUGUCGGCAAAUUGGAUCAGAUUUAACAGCAUUACACGUCCUUCCGAAACUCAGGAAACUCUUUGAUGAGCUUGCCUUCUCCCAGGAGAAAGCAGGUCAUUCUAGCAUCCAGGGAGGAAUUCGAGGUCCCACCACUAAGGGGGAAGAUGAGAACAAAAUUACAAGCCGUUUGGACCUUGUUCUGUGCAGGAUGCUUUUAUAUCCAUCAUUUGCAUCUCUUCUUGGUAUAGAGAAGCUUCGCCAGUGUUGUGCCACAUGGUUGCUACUAGAGCAGUUUCUUCUGCGCCGUUAUAACUGGAAGUGGGAAUCCGCAGGGGAAUCCUCUCGAAGUGGUCCAGGAACAUAUGCUAGAAAGCUGUCUCUUGGUGAGAGCUUAACUUCUGAAUGUACUCCAGCUAAGAAGUUGCUGAAUGGUUUAGGGUGGUCAACACCUCAAUCACAAGGAAAAAGAGGCUCCAAAAGCCCUACAUUAAACAGACAUCUGUCUAGCCAACAUCAGGAUUCUGCAGAUAGGAAUGCAAGAGGCUCAGAUUUUAGCAAGAUGGAACCCUGGUAUUGGUUCUCGAGUCCAGCCGCUAAUUGGAGUGGCCCUGAUUUUAUUGGCCGUCCAGGUGGUUCAAAGGAUGAACUUCCAUGGAAAAUCAAAGCAUCUGUUCUGCACUCUGUUCGAGCACAUCAAGGAGUGCUAAGAUCUAUAGCAGUCUGCCAAGAUGAAUGCUUUCUUUUCACUGCUGGAGUUGGUCCAGGAUUCAAAGGGAUUGUUCAAAAGUGGGAGUUGUCAAGAAUUGAUUCUAUAUCUGGUUAUUACGGCCAUGAGGAGGUUGUGAAUGACAUUUGUCUUUUGGCAUCCAGUGGAAGGGUAGCAUCCUGUGAUGGGACAGUGCAUGUGUGGAAUGGCCAAACAGGGAAGCUAAUAUCUGUGUUUGCAGAGUUUUCGACAAGCUCUGUGCAACAUACUGGCCCUUUGGCCAAAGCUUCAAAGUUGAAUGCAGAACAGGCUAAUAUGCUACAUUUCAAUUCAUUGUCAGGUGGAAUAUUGAACACUUCAUUUGAUGGUAAUUUGUACACUAGUAUGCAUUAUUCAGAAUAUCUGGACAAUCUUGUUGUGGGUACCGGAAAUGGCUCUCUCAGAUUCAUUGAUGUCAGACAAGGUCAAAAACUUCAUUUAUGGAGGAGUGAAGCUACGGAGUCCAAUUUCCCUUCUCUGAUUUCUUCCAUAUGCUCAUGUGCUUCGACUAAACAACAAUACGGAAAUCCUCAAUAUCCAUCUUGGGUUGCUGUUGGGCAAAGUUCUGGCUAUUGCAGGUUAUUUGAUGUGAGGAGUGGAAAAAUUAUUUCCUCAUGGCAAGCUCAUGAUGGUUUUGUCACAAAGAUAGCCGCGCCAGAAGAACAUUUGCUGGUUUCGACCUCCCUCGACCGCACCUUAAGGAUUUGGGAUUUGAGAAGAAAUUGGAAUUCGCAACCGUUGGCUUCCAGAGGUCACAGUGAUGGUGUUUCUGGUUUCUCAAUUUGGGGACAAAAUGUGAUUUCGAUAUCCCGCACUAAAAUUGGGAUUUCUUCUUUGGCCAGCUCUUCUGAUGAAGACGCCCAGCAAUUUGUUACGCCUCAGUAUCUGUACAUGGGUGAUCGCGAAUCAAAGAACGUGUCUGUUCUAUCAAGUAUAAGUAUUCUACCUUUCUCGCGGCUCUUUGUGGUUGGAACAGAAGAUGGUCAUUUGAAGAUCUGUUGCUAGGUUUUACCUGAAGUAAAUUUAUAGGAUGAUGCAGAAUUUAUGUUAAUAGGCAUCUCAAGUCUCUAUCUAGAACUGUUCAUUUAGCACUUUGCCUUCCAAUUUUCUUAAUUUUGUGUUAAUUAUUUCCAUUAAGUUGGUUGUUAUCUAGUGGAAAUUCUUAAUGCAAUUUUUUUCUACUUUUUCUUU